Messenger RNA from Strigops habroptila (Kakapo), 3806 nucleotides. It is a transcript of the gene GGA1, whose product is annotated as golgi associated, gamma adaptin ear containing, ARF binding protein 1. The transcript has 17 exons. Gene Ontology annotation, biological process: intracellular protein transport; vesicle-mediated transport. Gene Ontology annotation, cellular component: trans-Golgi network. Bases 185 to 2185 code for a protein of 666 amino acids. The record is from RefSeq and is a predicted model, not a curated record. Gene Ontology annotation, molecular function: small GTPase binding; phosphatidylinositol binding; ubiquitin binding. Lineage: Eukaryota; Metazoa; Chordata; Aves; Psittaciformes; Psittacidae.
CGGGAGGAACGGCCGCGCUUCGUCAGGGGGCGCUCUGCCCCGCUUCCGCCGCUCUAUGGUGAGGCCGCGGCAGCGCCGCCCUGCACGGCUGGCUGCGCUCCCCAUGGCCCCGCGGCGCCGCGGCGGGCGGGCGGACGGGCCCCGCUGAGGAGCCGGCGGGAGGCCCGGGCCGGGGCCCUCCGACAUGGAGCCCGAGACGCUGGAGGCGCGCAUCAACAAAGCGACAAACCCCCUGAACAAGGACCUGGACUGGGAUGGUAUCAAUGCUUUCUGUGAGCAGCUCAAUAAGGAGCUAGAGGGUCCUCCGCUUGCCACCAGACUUCUUGCCCACAAGAUCCAGUCUCCGCAGGAAUGGGAAGCGAUCCAGGCGCUCACGGUACUGGAGUCCUGCAUGAAGAGCUGUGGCAAACGUUUCCAUGAUGAGGUGGGCAAGUUCCGCUUCCUCAAUGAGCUCAUCAAAGUGGUGUCACCCAAGUAUCUUGGUAGCCGGACAUCAGAAAAAGUGAAGUCAAAAAUCCUGGAGCUGAUGUACAGCUGGACAUUGGGGCUGCCUCACGAGGUGAAGAUCUCAGAAGCCUACCAGAUGCUCAAGAAACAAGGGAUUGUGAAGUGCGACCCAAAACUGCCUGACGAUGCUCCUUUUCCACCCCCUCCACCUCGGCCCAAGAAUAUCAUCUUUGAUGAUGAAGAGAAAUCCAAGAUACUGGCUCGUCUCCUGAAAAGUUCCCAUCCUGAGGACCUCCGGGCUGCCAACAAGCUCAUCAAGGAGAUGGUUCAGGAGGACCAGAAGCGCAUGGAGAAGAUCUCCAAGAGGGUGAAUGCCAUUGAGGAGGUGAACAACAACGUGAAGCUGCUGACAGAGAUGGUGACAAACUACAGCAAGGGGGAGACAACGGAAAGCAAUGAGGACCUAAUGAAGGAGCUGUAUCAGCGCUGCGAGCGCAUGAGACCCAUGCUUUUCCGCCUCGCCAGUGACACAGAAGACAAUGAUGAAGCUCUGGCGGAGAUCCUGCAAGCCAAUGACAAUCUGACACAGGUGAUCAAUCUCUAUAAGCAGCUUGUACGGGGAGAAGAGAUCAAUGGGGAGACGGUGGCUGGUCCCCUUCGAGGCAGCACCUCAGCACUUCUGGAUCUGUCAGGCCUGGAUCUUCCAGCAACAGGCCCUUCCUACCCCGCCUUGCCCACCCUGUCAGGUGGCUCAGCAGUCCCCAUGCCUGACCAAGGUGGCUCUGUCUCCUUGCUGGAUGAUGAACUCAUGUCUUUAGGCCUGAAUGACCCAGCACCGCAUCCUGCCCAGGCUGGUGACAGCAGUGGCUGGAACAGCUUCCAGUCAUCGGAUAGCAACGAGCUCAAUAUCACCCCUAUCACAGCAACACCACCAGUCAAAGCAGAUGCUGGCGCAUCCUCCCCCAAACCUUCUCCUUCCACCAGUGGCCUGGAUGACCUGGACCUUCUGGGCAAGACUCUGCUGCGACAGUCUUUGCCUCCAGAGUCUCAACAAGUGCGAUGGGAGAAGCAGCAGCCACCCCCCCGGCUCACCCUGAGGGAUCUCCAGAACAGGAGCAGUUCUGGCACCACAGCCCACAAUCCCAGCACUCUGCCCGUGCUCCAGAGUGUUUCCCCUAACCCCACGCUGCCCCUGACCUCAGAGCUGCCUGCCCCUGCUACACUACCAAAAGCUGCUGCCACGCCAGCAGGAAGUUCUGCAGUCCCACCACGGCCUCCUGCCACCGCGCUGCCCCAGGAGAUCUCGCUGGCCAACAUCACUGUGCCUCUGGAGUCAAUCAAACCCAGCAGCAUCCUCCCUGUGACGGUUUAUGAUCAGCACGGCUUCCGUGUCCUCUUCCACUUCGCUAAGGAUGCCCUGCCUGAGAGGCCCGAUGUGCUUGUGGUGGUGAUUUCGAUGCUUAGCACGGCCCCACAGCCCAUCCGCAACAUUGUCUUUCAGUCUGCUGUCCCCAAGGUGAUGAAGGUGAAGCUGCAGCCUCCCUCAGGCACAGAGCUGCCAGCGUUCAACCCCAUCGUCCACCCCAGUGCCAUCACACAAGUCCUGCUGCUCGCUAACCCACAGAAGGAGAAAGUGAGGCUACGGUACAAGCUGACCUUCACCAUGGGAGAGCAAACCUACAAUGAAAUGGGGGAUGUGGACCAGUUCCCCCCACCCGAGUCCUGGGGAAACCUCUAGGGCUGCGCGUUGCAGGCACUACACUGCAGAGUCCUUGGGAAGCCAGCCCUGAGGGGCUGGAGCAGCCCGAGGAGAUGGGGAGGGCGGGAGGGGGGCUGCUGCUCACGCUCUAUUCUCCAGAUGGCCGGGCGAGGGCCAGAGGGAGCAUGCCUCGAGGAGGAGAGCAGAGACACCAGGAGAUGUUCACCCCACAAGACGAGGAGUGGAGCUGAGAGCUGCGUGUGUGUGAACAGUUGCCUUCCCUGCUCUUCAAGGGCGACACCCUGUCCACAGUCUGUCCAGCUUCUCUUCUAAUCCUGCUUUCCCCUUCUAGGGGCAGUGGGGAACAAGGAAGGGGAGCUUUAAGAGCCUCAGCCUGGGGCAAGGCCUAGCAAAGGAAGAUCCUUUUCCUUGUCUGUCCCCUCUGCGCUUCCCAGCCCUUCAGCUGCUUCGUGCUCUGUGGUGCUUGUCCCCCUUGCCCCCUCCUUGGAACUGGGCCUUGGUGGUUCCCUGUCUGAUGGGAUCCCACUGGAGCUGCUGUGGAACGAGGCUGGAUGGAGACUAGGUGUCUCCAGCACUGGAGAGCAGGCAGCUGCCCUUGCUUUGGGGGGGGUCAGGGCCAGUCAUCUCCCCAUAUCUCCGUCCUUCCAGCUGGUUACAGAACUGUUAGUGGGAACUGGGACCCCAGGGGCUGGGCAGAGCUUGCUCUGUGCCUUCCCAUCCUCUUCACCUGGGCACUGAACCCCCAUAGCAAGGAAGCUCACACCCUCCCCAUGUGCUUUAUCUACAGCAAGCUUUGGGGGCUGCUGCCAGACUUUGUCCUGUGUGCCAGCCCCAAGAGAGGGGGAUUAGGGUGUGAGUCUCCCUGCAGCCUCCUGUCAGAGAGAGGAAGCAGCACAUAGUCUUCCUCCCUCCUGGCUGGGCUGGAGAGCUUGGUGGGGCAGGGGGGGCUUUCUCAGCUCUCCAGUGUCUUCUUGCAGUGGGGUUGGUGAUGGACUGGGAGUCAUGGAGAGGCUGGAGGGCUGCCCAUCACCAGGGGCCAUCACUGAGCUCUGCUCUGGGGGGGUUCAGCUGUGCCUUGCGCACCUUUGCCUGGCUCCCUGCGCGGGAAGGGGGCCCGCCACAGCCGCCUGAUCACUGUGACACUAGAGCGGGGAUCUGCAGGCACGGAGGGGACUGGCGGGUGGCACAUCCCCAUGGGACUUGUGACCGCAGGAGCCGCUUCCCAUCCCUAAACUGGUUUUAAGAGGGCCUGAUCCUAAAAGGAAUAAGCUGUGCCCUGCAUAGGCUUGCCAGAGGUAGACGGAGGCCUGGGCGAGAUGGAGGUGAGUGGGGUGCUUUGCGCUCUUGGCUUGGGGGGCAGCAAAGGUGAGGUGUUGGAGCUGGGUGCAGCGAGUGGUAGAGGAGAGGGGGAAGCAAGGUCUUUAUGCUGGGGUUUUGCUGUGUCUUACUUCCCUUUCUGGUCUCUUUUCAGGGUUUUGUAUGGGGUUUUUCUUUGCAGAUCUUGUUUGGUUGAACAGACAUGUAUAUAUUUUCAGUGCAAAAUUCUGUAAAUGGAAGAAAACAAACAAACAGAUUGAAAACAAAACGCCCGGCGCGAACAGUCUGCUGUAUUUAUGGGAAAUAAAUAGUUCUUUCCUGA